Molecule: messenger RNA, 795 nt
Organism: Microthlaspi erraticum
Lineage: Eukaryota; Viridiplantae; Streptophyta; Magnoliopsida; Brassicales; Brassicaceae
Source: the annotation of a GenBank genome assembly
AUGUGUGUGUUGGAUUGGGGUGGCCAUUGGGCAGAUCACCUGAGCUUAGUUGAGUUUGCAUACAACAACAGCUUUCAGGCGAGUAUUGGCAUGGCUCCAUUUGAGGCUUUGUAUGGGAGGCCAUGUAGGACACCCCUAUGCUGGACCCAAGUGGGGGAGCGCAGCAUGUAUGGAGCUACUUAUGUUCAGGAGACGACAGAGAAGGUUCGUGUUGUGAGGCUGAACAUGAAGGAGGCUCAGGAUAGGCAGAAGAGUUAUGCAGAUAGACGCAGACGAGAGCUUGAGUUUCAGGUGGGAGAUAGAGUUUAUCUCAAGAUGGCUAUGUUGAGGGGUCCUAACAGAUCCAUAGCAGAGAACAAGCUGAGUCCGCGAUUUAUGGGUCCGUUUCCAGUAGUGGAGCGAGUUGGGCCAUUGGCUUACAGGCUGGAGUUGCCUGAGAUUAUGAAAGCCUUUCACAAGUGGUUCUACAGAGGAGACUUGGGAGCCAGAGGCAAAGAUGAAGUUGAAGUUCAGGAAGUGGUUCGACAAGCAGACUCUCUGGGUGCAAGUAGGCCUCAGUUGAGUGAGCUUAUGAGUGCAAGUAGGCCUCAGUAUAAGCAGUUACUUCAUUGGGUAGUGGGCCUCAGUAUAAGCACGGUUGGCGUCUGGGUGCAAGUGGGCCCAGUGGAGUGUGGACUUGUCUGGGUGCAAGUGGGCCUCAGUACAAGUGGUUUGGAUGAUGAGUUAGGAGUGAAAUGGCAAGCUCCUGGGUGUAGUGGCCCCAGUUUGAGUAGGUGCAGACUUGUCUGGGUGUAA